Molecule: messenger RNA, 2271 nt
Organism: Fusarium vanettenii 77-13-4
Lineage: Eukaryota; Fungi; Ascomycota; Sordariomycetes; Hypocreales; Nectriaceae
Exons: 5
Coding region: 1-2271 (756 amino acids)
Biological process (GO): DNA replication initiation; DNA replication
Cellular component (GO): nucleus; nuclear origin of replication recognition complex
Molecular function (GO): ATP hydrolysis activity; DNA replication origin binding
Source: RefSeq, a predicted model, not a curated record
AUGUGCAUGCCCAUUGUUUUCCCUACUCCUGCGACCCUCAAGAGACGCCGCCUCGAUGAUCUCACCGCCGGAUCCCCCUCGACUCCCAAAGCCAUCAAUGCUAUCAACGCGGCGAUACCUGCGGUAGUGAAUAGCCAGAAUGGAUGGCCGCCAGUGGAUGAGAAUAUGGACAUGACUGGCCUUGGGAAGCAGCCUGGGGCUCUACCAAACCCAUUCCAAACAACACCACAACCUGCACCUGGUUCCGCUUUCCGCCCGGCAAUCAAACUCUCUGCGCUUAAGGGUACAAAAUGGGAUACUGGGGAGGAGCGUCGCCCUGUUUUGCCAAAGAAAGUUGGGCCUGGCCGGCCCAGGAAGACGGCCACACCGAAGAAGCCUGCAGCGCCGAAGGGCAGGCCACGGAAACGAAAAACACAAGAUGCGGCUGAAGAUGCGAAUAAGGAUGAAGAUGAAUCAGUGGCUCGCGAAUCCACUGACGAACUUUCGGCGGUGCCAGAUGGAUUGCUUUCAGCCUCUAAACCAACACCCAAAGGAAUCUUGACUCCUUCAAAGAAGAGAGGACCUCGGGGUCGCAAGAAUGUCACUUUUGGGGGUGGUCAUGAUGCAAACGGCGAAGUCUUCUUUGAAGAUUUGCCAAAGAAGCCAAGGACACCGCGCAAGGUGGCCAAGUCGGAGGCAGACGAGAUUGUGUGCGCCAUCUGCCUAAAGCCCGAUUCCAAGGCGCCGAAUCAGAUUAUUCUCUGCGACAUUUGCGAUUUUGCGGUUCAUCAAGAAUGUUACGGUGUGCCCGAGAUCCCAGAAGGAGAUUGGCUCUGCAAGUCAUGUGCUCAAGAGGAUGUGCUCAAGACGCCAAAGAAGGCUGGAGAGACAAAGGUCCCGACAAUCACAAUAGCGGCAGAGGUACCUGAGAUUCCGAACCUGGAGCAACAUGUUAGAUCACUGCAGAGAGUCCUCCUGGAUCGAUGCACAGGGCGGAGACGGUUACAAUUGGCUGGGCAGCUGGAGGCAGAGGAGAAGGUUUACCAGCUUGUCGAACAGACGGUGGUUGCUGGUGAGGGUAACUCGAUGCUCCUGAUUGGGGCCAGGGGCUGUGGAAAGACCACGCUUCUUGAAAAAGUUAUUGCAGACAUUGCUCAAGAGCACAAGAACGACUUCCACGUGGUCAGGUUAAACGGUUUCAUCCACACGGAUGACAAGCUCGCCCUGAAAGAGAUAUGGCGACAGCUUGGAAAGGAGAUGCAGGUCGAAGAUGACUUGGUGAACAGGACCAACUACGCCGACACCAUGGCAUCCCUGCUUGCACUGCUGUCUCAUCCAUCUGAAAUCAUCGGCACAGACGAGGGUGUCACGUCGCAGUCGAUUGUCUUUGUCAUUGACGAGUUUGACAUGUUUGCCUCUCACCCUCGACAAACACUAUUGUACAACUUGUUCGAUAUCGCACAGUCUCGAAAGGCGCCCAUCGCAGUGGUGGGCUGUACGACGAGGCUGGAUGUUGUGGAAAUGCUUGAGAAGCGAGUCAAGAGUCGAUUUAGUCAUCGAUACGCUUACCUCUCCAUGCCCAAGUCGCUGCCAGCGUACUGGCAAGUGUGCAGACAGGGUCUGGUAGUGGACAGUGAUGAAGCUGAGAAGGAGGGUAUCAACACUUAUCUUGAGGGACACGCCGAGUUCCAGCAGUAUUGGAGCCAGAAGAUCGAGGGGUUGUACAGGGAGCGGUCAUUUCAAGAUCUGCUCCAGUAUCACUAUUACACGACCAAAUCGGCUUCGGCGUUCCUUACCGAAUGGAUCCUGCCCUUGUCGGCUCUCUCGGCGAGCGAUGUGACACUGAAGAUACCUGCUCUACAGAGCGAGGUUGAGUCUCUCACGCCCCCUGACAACAGACUGCACCUCCUAUCCACGUUAUCAGAGUUGGACUUGGGACUGCUCAUCGCGGCAGCACGACUGGACAUCGUGGCGCACACAGACACGGUCAACCUGGCCAUGGCGUACGACGAGUACAGUUCCUUGAUGGGGAAGCAGCGUGUGCACUCCGCAACAGCAGGCAUGAUGGCCGUGGGCGGUGGUGUCCGAGUAUGGAGCCGUGGAGUCGCCGGCAUCGCUUGGGAACGUCUCAUCUCUCUCGGACUGCUGGUCCCUGCUGGCAUAGGAGGCGCAAGGGCCCUUGGUCACGGAGGACUUGAGGGCAAGAUGUGGAAGGUGGACGUGGCAUUGGAGGAGAUACCUGCGGCGGUGAAGCUGAGCACUGUAUUGGCGAGAUGGUGUAGAGAGAUUUAG